AAAAACGACACAGGCCGGCUCACAAUCGCCGUGUCGCUCGUGACCUUCCGACGAAGUUAUCAGCGCGGAACAGGCGGCACAGCUGACGACGACGAAAACGGUAACGCAUUAUACAAGGCGCCUCUACUUGAACAGAACAGGAUCUGCAGACCUUGGCGCUCAGGAUCAGACCUAACCUGCCUUCACAUCACACACAGAGGCUCGGUCGUGUCGGAUGUCGGGGCUAUUCAAACGUUAGGGACGGUGAGACAGCAACUUGUGACUUGAUCUCAGUUUUACGUCCUGCAGGGAAGGGAGCUCGACUGUUGGUUCCUCGCUUGAUUCCAGAUAGUGUGGUGAGCAAGUCUUCUCGGCCUGUUAAAGAUGUUGAAGAAAGCCAUCCUUGUUGGCCUAUUGGCUGCUGUUGUGUAUUUUGUGGGUACGACCGUCAAGAUGUUGGGUUUGCAUCUACAUUACUACAAGCAUCAUCCAGGAACGUGCAGGGUCGUUGAGAAUGCUGGCCUCAGUUCCGAGGACUUCCACGUGACGUCAGAGGGCCUUGCGUUCAUAACAUCCGGUGUUGCAUUCGCGUCUGCACCCUCCGGUUUCAUCGAAUUCCAGGAGAAAAAUAAGGGGCGCAUACUCGUCUAUAACUUCAAGAACCCGAAAAAAGGCGCGGUGGGGCUGAAAAUCAAGCCCAGCAAAACACUGGAUCUAGCAAAGUUCAAACCCCAUGGGAUCAGCGUGCUGGAAGACAAAACGAAAGGAGAACACCUUGUCUACGUUGUGAACCAUCCCAUUCCCGAACCGGACGCUGUCGAGAAGUUUCGAUUUAAUCCGAAGACGAACGAGCUGGUUCAUCUCAAGUCAAUCACGAGUAAUGUAAUGACGACUACAAACGAUCUAGCAGUUGUGGAGGAGGACAAGUUUUACAUUACUAACUUUGUCUAUUUUAAUGAAAGGUCUUUGGCUACUUUUGAGGGUCUGUUUCAGCUGCCCUUAGGGGGAGUUCUCUACUAUAAUGGUACCGGCUUUACGCAGGUGACCCCUGCCCUUGUGCAGCCCAACGGCGUGUUUCUGUCGAAAGAUCUCAGGUGCUGCAACUGCCGUUGAAUCUGAAGACCGGGGAGAUCCAAAUGGACCAGGCCUCAGAGCUGUUCUAUGACCACGGUGACCUCAUUAAGGCCUCUACCGUUGGCUCUGUCUACGAAAACUCUCUGCUCAUUGGCUCCCUCAUGGACUCUCUGGUUGUCUGCGACUCCGUCCGAGCCGCCUAGAUCGCUACCUUAAAAUUACAAAGUUCUAUCUGACAUUUUUGGCCGUUUUGAGUUCCCAAAACCAUUAGGUUAGAAACAAAUUGUUUUAUCUGCUCUUUCAAAAUCGUAAGAUUAUUCGAAGUCGUUAUCGAGAUAUUCAAAGAAUUGCAUUCUAAAAAG
Aplysia californica (California sea hare) is the source of this 1415-nucleotide messenger RNA. RefSeq names its product serum paraoxonase/arylesterase 2. Lineage: Eukaryota; Metazoa; Mollusca; Gastropoda; Aplysiida; Aplysiidae. Gene Ontology annotation, molecular function: arylesterase activity. The record is from RefSeq and is a predicted model, not a curated record.